Messenger RNA from Penicillium chermesinum, 741 nucleotides. RefSeq lists its product as uncharacterized. The transcript has a single exon. Lineage: Eukaryota; Fungi; Ascomycota; Eurotiomycetes; Eurotiales; Aspergillaceae. Bases 1 to 741 code for a protein of 246 amino acids. The record is from RefSeq and is a predicted model, not a curated record.
AUGCCACAACAGGAAAUGGAUCCGGAGAUCCCAGACGAAAGGGCUGAGAAGUGGUGCAGGGAAUUUCCUAUUGAAGAUCAUGAAGCAAGGGAUUACGCUCAGUUAUGUUGUCUGUACCAGAUCAUGGGCCGUUGCAAACGGACUUGGCCACGGAAGGUAGGGGCCUGGAUGAAUCUUAUGAUCAAACUUGAUAUUACCAUACGUGAGGUCAUCCAGAGAGAGGAGUAUUUGAUACAGAAAUCGAGCUCAGUCCUCGGCCAAAUCAAAGCGAUGAAGGAAGAACCAUACUCGCAACAGAACCUCGAUAACUGGCAAGACGAGCUACAAAGACUUAACCAAGAUUAUUGGCGCAUUGAUAGAGAGCUCUCUCUUGGGUGCCUAUGCUGGUCAGACACAUUUUACAGGCCAAUAUUUCGGGCUUACAAUGAAGUGCGAAAGGAUCCGGUGUGGUACCUUAGUGACCUACUAUGCAACGACUGUGCAAGUCGAGGGGGGUGCUGUGGUCGAGCCUGCAAGUGCUGUGAAAAGCCGAGUGCUACUCGAUCUCGUGCUAGAGGACACUGCACCAAAGAAUGCGGAUGUUGUAUUGAGUUUCGUGGCUUUGAACUUAAAAAAGACCAGCAAAAGCUGUGCCAGCCCGCUUUCAACCUUAAAGGUGGUCUUGAAUCCAAUGCCUACAGCAUCUUUCUUUUCAAAGCCUACAUUCUAGGUCUCCACGACGAGUUCUCCCAUUGCUUUUAA